Neurospora crassa OR74A is the source of this 808-nucleotide messenger RNA. RefSeq lists its product as hypothetical. Lineage: Eukaryota; Fungi; Ascomycota; Sordariomycetes; Sordariales; Sordariaceae. The record is from RefSeq and is a predicted model, not a curated record. The transcript has 2 exons. The coding region runs from base 166 to 660 and encodes 164 amino acids.
CAGGCCCAUAUUGAACCGUUACUUAGCCCCACCAGCAUCUAUUUCCCGACUUGAUCGCUGAGACCAACCCAUAUCACUCGAAGGCGACCGACCAUAUCUCCACUCAGGACCCAAAUCAUCAAGAGCCAACCGCCACAACCACUCCCUUUCAGACUCCCACGCAACAUGUGCGGCCCCGAGACCCCAUCCUCAACACCUCGCAUCGGCGCCAGAGUCGACUUCUUUUCCUCCCCAUCCUCCUCCAGAGACCGUCACCUCCUAGGCAACCUCCUCUUUCUCAACCCAUCCACCCCCAAUAGCCAAGAGGCUACCCACUUUUCGUUCAUCAGCCCAUCAACAUCACCAUCAACAUCAACAACACCGUCGACGUUGUUUGGUAGGGCUUCAAUGGUGGGAGGAGGUGACUCUCGAGACGCUUCAAAUUCCGAACUCGAUGAUCGCGUGAUUGUGUUCAUACAUCAAAUCGGUGAUAUGACCAAGUCCGUUCGUGAAUGUGGGCUGCUAACGCAAUUCACCCUGAACGAGAAAGCCUGUCAAAUGUGUGCUUUGAAUGAGAACCUCUCGAUCAGCGUUGGCCAGGACGGCAUCAUUGGGAGGAGGGUGUCGAUGAUGAGGGGAGGGGUGGUGCUUGGUGACGGAAUUGUAGGGUAUAAUUGUUGAUUCAUGAGCGUUAUAUGGAUAUGGACUUGAAUGGCGCUUUGGGUUUGGAAUCUGGAUUAAGAGCCUUAGUAUUUUGGGACUAAGAUGGGGGAGUUGGCUGAUUAGAUUUCUUAACGUACCUUGUUAAUGCAUUAGUUUGGCGUUGCUC